Messenger RNA from Megalops cyprinoides (Indo-Pacific tarpon), 6956 nucleotides. RefSeq names its product period circadian protein homolog 3-like. Bases 447 to 4385 code for a protein of 1312 amino acids. Gene Ontology annotation, molecular function: transcription corepressor binding; transcription cis-regulatory region binding. NCBI's taxonomy places the organism in Eukaryota, Metazoa, Chordata, Actinopteri, Elopiformes, Megalopidae. Gene Ontology annotation, biological process: circadian regulation of gene expression; negative regulation of transcription by RNA polymerase II; entrainment of circadian clock by photoperiod. The record is from RefSeq and is a predicted model, not a curated record. Gene Ontology annotation, cellular component: nucleus; cytoplasm. The transcript is spliced from 23 exons.
GUUGCGCUUGUUUGUGUAGAGCCCAUGGUUGAGGAAGAGGUUAACAUUUUACAGCUAGAAAGCCACUAGAAACUAGGGCAACUUAAAAUAUAGAAAUAACGAUCAUCAUUUACCGCCAAAACAGUUUCUGCUGAAAAACACAUUUGUUUGAGGAUAUAAUUAAAAAUCGAAGACGUUGAAUCUUCUACAAGGGAAAGGAGGUGGAGUCUUCUAUUCCCAAAGCACGACGGUUUAUGGACGACAGAUAGUGAGCUGGAAACACCAAUGGGACACCCUUGUGGCUCACACCAUAAGAAUACCAUAAUAUACCCGUUCCUAGUCCAAAAAAAACUGAACAGCUAGCUCACAGGCUCUUUCCAUUGUAUAAGUUGAGGUGUUCGCACAGGAAGAGCCCUCAGCUGGUGCAUACAGGUGGUACUAUAUUCAUUGAUUAGCUUGAAGCAGUGAUGCUGGGCAGCAGCAGCUUUUUAGAGGGAGCUGAGGAAGAGGAGGAGGAAGGGGAGGAAGCGACAGCGGAGUCACGGGGAAGAAGAGGACGCUCUGAACAUUCAUGGGACAAGGAGGGCAAGAGGAUGUCCAGGUCCAGGUCCAGGUCAGGUCGCGGGUGUCAAGAGGGCGAUGCUGGGCCAGGGGAAGCAGGCAUGCUGCAGGAAUGUGAGAAGGGGGCUGCAGAACGUGGCCGGAACGAUGUGGACAUGAACGAAGGCCACGACUCCGGGGGUGGAUACGACCGGACGGAUUCCUCCACCAAUCAUAGCUCCAAGAGUUCAGCAUGCCUGACCAGUGGCAAGAGGUCUGUGUCCCAGGGAGGGGGGUUCACCUGUAGCCACCACAAUGGGCACACUGGUCCCAUCACUCAUGACACAGAGAAUGAUGGCAGUGAGCAGCAAGAGCAGGGGCGGAAGGAAACUCAUCGAGAGAUGAUGCAGGCCAUGCAGGAGAUGAAGAAAAGGCUGCCAUCUGAGAAGCGUGGGCACAACAAGGCCAGAACCGUGGAAGCACUCAACUAUGCGCUCAGCUGCGUCAAGCAAGUGCAGGCUAACAGCGAGUAUCACAGGCUGCUUAUGCGGAGUGGGAUGGAAGCGCGAGAAGAUGCCACAGUCUGCAGCCUGGAAGAGCUAGAGAGCGUCACCUCAGAGCACACCCUCAAAAAUACGGGCAUGUUCGUGGUGGUGUUCUCGCUAACUAGCGGCAGGAUCGUCUACGUGUCGGAGCAGGCUCCCAGCAUCCUUAGCUGCAGGCGGAGUUUCCUGGACUCAGUGCGAUUUGUGGAGCUGUUGCACCACCAAGACGCAAACGUCUUCUACUGCCACACUGCGCAGCCCCACCUGCCACCCUGGAGCAUGGGGUCCAACAGGGCAGCCGUCCUGUACGAGUGCACUCUGGUCAAGUCCUUCUUCUGCAGGAUCAGGGGCGGAAAAGACCGCGAAGGGUUGAUGCGCUACAACCCGUUCCGCAUCACACCGUACCUGCUGAAGGUCCAGGGCGUGGACGGGGAGCAGGGCCAGCCUUGUUGCCUAGCACUGGCCGAGCGGAUACACUCAGGAUAUGAAGCCCCGAGGAUCCCCUUGGACAAACGCAUUUUCACCACCACUCACUCACCUGGCUGCAUUUUCAUGGAGGUGGACGACCGUGCUGUGCCGUUGCUAGGAUACCUCCCUCAGGACCUGAUUGGCACCUCCGUGCUAAGCUACCUGCACCCAGAGGACCGAACCCUCAUGUUGGCCCUGCAUCGAAAGAUCCUGAAGUAUGCGGGCCAGCCGCCGUUUGAGCAUUCUCCCAUCCGCUUCCGCUGUCAGAACGGAGACUACGUCACACUGGACACCAGCUGGUCCAGCUUUGUCAACCCCUGGAGCCGCAAAGUGGCCUUUGUCAUCGGCAGGCACAAAGUCCGCACGGGACCUCUGAAUGAGGAAGUGUUUGCCAUUCAGGACAAAGCAGAGGAUCUCGCUGACCACGAUGAGAUCAAGGAGCUGCAGGCACAGAUCUACAGACUCUUCCUGCAGCCGGUGCACAACAAUGGCUCCAGCGGUUAUGGCAGUAUGGGCAGCAACGGCUCCCAUGAGCCCAACAUCAGCAUGGCAUCCUCCAGCGAAAGCAACGGCAACGCGUGGGAGGACACACAUCGUGAGCCGGUGACACUGCAGCAGAUCUGUGCAGACAUAAAUAAGGUGAAGAGCUGGGGUCAGCAGGUGUACCUGGAUUCUCGACGCAAACUUCACCCCAUGGGGAGAAUUAUUUCUGAAGGUCCUGGAGCUCCUCCUCCUCCCACCUCCCAGCCAAUGGAGAGCAGAGUUAGCCAUGCCCCUUCUCACAAAGACUCGAGGAAGCAGCCGCACAUUCCGUCCUAUCAGCAGAUCAACUGUGUUGACAGCAUCAUGAGGUACCUGGAGAGCUACAAAGUUCCACCGCUGAAGCGAAAGAGCGAGUCUCUGUCCAUCGCUACCUCUUCCUCUUCCUCAGAGGAAGACAAGAUGCCCAAUCCCGCUGUGUCCAGCUCGCUACGCCCUGAAGAAGUGACGAUGCUGGACGCACCAGCUGGUGACGCCUCGGCGGUGAUGGCAGCCAGCACGGCAGGCGCAGUGGUGGGCGCCCCCCUGACCGACCUCAGCCUGUCCACCAAGGCGCUGAGCGUGAUGUCGGUCACCAGCCAGUGCAGCUACAGCAGCACCAUCGUGCACGUGCCACAGCCCGAGUCUGAGGUGACGGCCCUGGAGGACGCGCCGAUGGGCAGCGAGCCGGCCGACCCCACCCCCCCGCCGCCCCGCGCUCAGGCCAGCUCGGCGGUGGCGUCGGAGGAGCUCCGCCUGGUGGGGCUGACAAAGGAGGUGCUGGCAGCGCACACGCAGAAGGAGGAGCAGGACUACGUGGACCGCUUCCAGCACCGCAUCCUGCAGAGCCCCUACAGCUGCUACCUGCAGCAGGACGACAGCAGCCACGCCCACUCGCAGCACCGCGGUAACUACGCCGUCAGGCCAGAGGGGGGCGGUGUCACAAGGAGAGGCAGGAACAGGGGACCCAAAGCAAAGCGUCACAGGAUGAAUCAGUCAUCUGACAGCUACGUCUCCCCUCCCGAGAGGCCCAACGUGGCCCCUGUGCCCCCUCUGUGCCAGACCUGGCCCCGUCCCGAGUCCACACAGCCCCGGCCCCUCCUCUACCCCUUCCAGCCCCCAGGCUUCACGGCGGCAGGGCCACAGUGGAGGGGCUCUGUGCCCUCUGCUCCCAUGACCUCCCUCCACCCGGGCGUCCCCCCCAGCAGCAUGCCCUGUGGCCUUCCGUUGGAUCCAGGCAUGCACGGUGUGCAGACAGGGCAGGUGCCUGGUGCACCGCCCCCGCAAGGAGCCGGAUCUUACAUGACACCCAUCAUGGCUGUGAUCCUGCCCAACGUCCCCACCUAUCCCGGCUUCCCCAUGUACUCCCAGGGUGUAACCCCACUGGCCCCUGCCCCGCCCCUCCUCCCCCAACCCUUCAAUCCCUCAUCCUUUGGCCCCACCUCCUUCCCCAUGACCCAGCCUCUUCAGUCCGCUCCCCAGGCGCCCCCUUCUCCGCCGCCGCCCUCCUCCCCCAGACCCCCCUCGGUGGACGAGGACUCGCCCCAGCCGACCCACCUCUUCUCCAGCUCUCGCUCCAGCUCCCCCCUGCAGCUGAAUCUCCUUCAGGAGGAGCUGCCAAAGCCUGCGGACAGCCAGGGUGGGGCAGGCAGAGAGGAGGGCCUGCUGGAGCCGCGCACCAAGGGGGAGGGUGCUCCCAAUGAUCCCAACCACGACACCCAGUCCACCUCCAGCGAGCUGCUGGACCUGCUGCUGCAGGAGGACGCCCGCUCCGGCACCGGCUCCAACGCCUCCGGCAGCGGGUCCGGUGAGUCCGGGGGCUCCCUUGGCUCAGGGUCCAACGGGUCCGGGUCCAACGGCACCUCCACCAGCCACACAGGUAGCAGCAACAGCAGCAAAUACUUCGCCAGCAACGAUUCCUCGCAUACGUCCCAGCAAGUUGGCGGAGAGCAGGGGGACCAGGUGGCCCAGGCAGCCCAGGACCGGGCCAACUUUGAGCAGUGUGUGGAGAACUCGCUGUGGAGCCUGAUUCAGAACACACCAGAGCCUGUCAUGAUGACCUACCAGAUCAGCCCCAGGGACCAGGCUGAGGUUCUAAAGGAGGACCGGGAGAAGCUGAUGCUCCUGGAGCCUCUGCAGCCUGUGUUUACAGAGGAGCAGAAGAAGGAGCUGGCAGAGGUGCACCCCUGGAUCCAGCAGCACAGCCUGCCCCAGGAGAUCGACACACAGGGCUGUGUGAGCUGUAACCAAGCAGCUAACUCUCCUCACGCUCUGAGACCUGACGCCUCCUGCCCCCUGGACUGCCCCCCGCUGGACCCCAGCCCUGACACCUGACCACUCAUGGCCAGAUUCAGCCCCACCCCCUGAGGGGGCGGGUCUUCAGGGACUAAUGGCCACUCCCACCAACAACUGCCAAAUGGAAAGGGAGAGGUCUGGAUUUUGUGGAUCAGGCAGAACUGGCAUUCUUGUACAGGGACCCUCUAGACCUGUUGCAGCAUGUGCUCUCACUGCUGAACCUGGUUAUUUUUAACAAUGAACUUUAAAACUGAGGCCUGGUUAUGAGUGGGGUAAUUUUGUUGGUCAAGAGGCCAGAAGAAGGGAAACAUGUACAGCCUGGUCUGUUCAGCCUGCCACUACAAUUUUCCUUCAGGAGAUGGACCUCAACCGCUGCGCAACUGAAGUCCCUAUGUAAUUUAUACAUAUUAAUUCCUGUUUCUUAUUCUUCUGUAGAUUGUAUUCAUGAUGGUUUGUACCUGUAUUUGUUUUUAUGUGUGUCGAAGCCUCCUGCAGUGUCUUUCUUUGUAUAUUACUCAGAUUCGGGCCCAAGGCAGGAUGGCACUACAUCAUGUUGACUGUCUGUUUUUUUAAUGGCACAGGCUCUCUGUGUCCCCUGGCUCCAGCUCAGCAGUGCCCCUCUGUGGCACUUGUAUGGCUUGACCUCUGACCUUUCCCAUGGUGCUGCGAUACAGAGCGUGUACAAAGAUGUGGGUAGAGGACCACAUUUAUUUAAUUUUGUUUUUGUGUAUGUGCGUUAGGCCCACAGGGGCCAUUAUAUUGGUGCACCUGGCGAUAUACUCCAGGGAAUGCACACGGUCACUGUAAAGACCUGGGAGUGUCUGGAACUGGCACAAAAAAACUGUCAACUCAAAGAUUCCUGAAAGUUUUAUCUCAGUGGUGUAGUUUGAAAAAUGAAAAAAAAACUUUACCUUUAUAUAUAAAUGUUUCAUAAAAAACUCUAGAAAGCCCAGUUGCCUGAAAUGUUUCAAGCCCAAGCUUAUUUGUAGUCACAGGUCAGCAUCAUUUAUAAUUUUGGUCCAUUGAUGUUGACUCUUCCCAUUAGUAACCCCCAGGGACCCCCAGCUUUUGAUGUAAUGUAUGCUUUCAGCCAUGUGUCUAGCUCAUAUCCUUUUUCUCAUAAGCCUGUAUUCAGUCAUGGAUGAUGCCUCUCUUUGUUUCUGUGAAACUCCCUCUUGUGUUGUCCGGGAAAGUUUCCCUAUUUGCAUGGUACAUCUGAAGCUUUUGAUCCUGUGUUUGGUUUUGGCUAGCGGUCAAACGCACUGUAUACUGACGAUGUGCAUUAGACAUUGAAACUGUUUUUUUUUUUUUACUUUUUUAUGAUUUUUUUUCUUCUACUGGAACUUGUGUUGAUCGUAGUUGGUCAUUUAAGUUCAGUGGCAACAGAGCAUGACAAGAAUGUUCUGUUGGAAGGUAAUAGAUCCAGUGUUAUCACUUUUUAUUUAUUUAUUUGGCAGAAGCAGCUGUCCAAGCUAUCUCACGGAGCAUUCAUAGAUGCACGUGCAGUUCAGUCAGAAACACCCCUCUUCACACCAUGAUAAAGUUCCAAGUACAGCAGUAGUUAUAUUCACCAUGAUUAACAUGUUUCACAGUCUCCAAUAUCUAAAUGUCAUAGCUCUAAUCUAAAUGUCAUAGCUCUGAUAUUACAGUUCACAUAAGCCAUCUCCACUCUUCAGCUUUGCUCAUCACCUGCAGUUUACAGUAAGGCAUGUUCUUCUUACUUACAGUUUUUGCACUGACUGAUACAGUAUCAUUGGGCUGUUUGCUAAACCCAGCCCUAGUCUGCUUGUAACCAGACCGGCAUCAGAGAAGUUGUGGGGCCAGAGUUUUGUCAUUGUCUUAAUGACUAGACAGUGGGUCUUCAUCACUCCUGUAACAGGUGGAGUUACCAUGUGGAGCUGCCAUAUGAUGGCUCCACCCAUUUUGGGCUGCAUAAAGCCUCAGUUACCCUUCACCAGCUCAGCUCGACAAAAGUACAUUGGAAAACUAUGCAGAGCCAUGUCUGGGCUGGCAGACCUGGUUCUGGUACCGUGGUGGAAAGAAAGGAAUGUCAGGAGAUCAUUUACUGUUUGUCUUCUGCUUGUGUGUCAUUAUAUGACCAGAGGUCCCUCAAUCCGCUUCAGCAGCCCAGUCUACAUUAUUGUGACCUUCAAUGAUUCAGUCCUUGGUUGUGAUUCUAUCUGAUUUUAAUCUAUUGGAAUGUUGAGCCAACGAAAAAGAUAACCGUUGUUGUGAGAAAAUAUACAACAUACUCUGUGGAAUGGCAUCAAAACUGUUAUGAAAAUCUCACCGUUUAAGUUCCUCUGUUGGAGUCAUAUGUUUUUGAUGUUGUAAUAGUGUCAAUGAGGCAUUGUAAAUGUUCUGUAGAAGAUCCAUAGAUGGGCGGGCAAGGGCAAGUAUUAUGAAGACAACACACCCACAGACUGGACACUGCCACGGGAGUCACCUUUGUACAGCAUUUUUACACAUGGUCAUUUUUACAAAAAAAAAAAAAACAAAAUCACACAAAAAAGACAGGCAAGAAAUGUAUGAAUAACCAUCACCUGUUCAGGGAAGUAUUUUGUGACACCAUGACACAACUGAAUAAAAUCACUACUGUUUCUCCUGCUA